AUGACUGAUCAUCUUGGAUCUUACAGGCCGGACCGAGUAACCCUAUACAUCGCAGACUCCAAGCCUAUUUUCUUCCAGUCCAUGGACAGUCCUUUAAUCCCCCAUCUACGAGUACUCCACGCCUUUCCCAACGCCAUGCCUACAGUUGGAAUAGACAGAGGGGCAAUCAGAUUCGUCCUAUCAGGAGCUACAUUAAUGGCUCCUGGUCUCACAUCUGCUGGCGGCAGUUUGCCUGACGCAGAGCAUGCACUAGAAGCCGGCACAAUAGUAGCCAUCAGGGCGGAAGGAAAGGAAGAAAUAUGCAUGGUUGGUGAGCUGAAGGUGGGAACCGAGGAUAUUAAGAAGAAGGGGAAGGGCGUUGUCAUGGAUGAAGGUCAUUAUUUGGGCGACGGGCUUUGGAAGCUAAACUUUGAUUAA
Trichophyton verrucosum HKI 0517 is the source of this 417-nucleotide messenger RNA. RefSeq lists its product as uncharacterized. The record is from RefSeq and is a predicted model, not a curated record. Bases 1 to 417 code for a protein of 138 amino acids. Gene Ontology annotation, molecular function: RNA binding. Gene Ontology annotation, biological process: formation of translation preinitiation complex. NCBI's taxonomy places the organism in Eukaryota, Fungi, Ascomycota, Eurotiomycetes, Onygenales, Arthrodermataceae. The transcript has a single exon.